UCCCCUUUGUUGUCAAUGGCUACAACAUAACAUCAUGGCGGACAUUAAUUUGUAACGGUUCCACAACAAUGCUUGUUUCUGGAUGUUAAACUAACCAACGCUGAUAAAGACAGAAAAAUAUGGAAAAAGAAUCCAAAAAGCGAGGGAGACGAUCUCAAGUUGGUCCGUUAGAUGGACAUGAAGGAAAUACAUCUUUCGAACUGGAUUUAGCCUCAGACAAAACUCCCCAACAUCAUACUAACAGUGUGGAUCACCCUGAAAUGUUUAAAGUAUUAGAUACCUUCAGAGACCAUGUCAAGGAAGCCAGUCGAAAGAAGAAUGCCAUCGCAGCCAUAGUAGAUGCUAAGAAGAGUCUGUCUAAAUGGCGUUCUUAUGCAACAUCUAAACGUGUCAGGGAGCGCAAAAAUCAGUUUUUAGGACCUAGUUCAUUUACUAGUGGUGUGGGAGCAGAUGACGAGAAUGAAGACCGCCACACAGGAGGGAUUGGAUUGGACGAUAUCGAGGAUAGAUUUGUCAAGAAUGACACUGUUGUUUCUUCUGUAUUUGGCAUCCAGAAAAAUGAAACCAAACGGAUGUCAACUGCAAGCAAUCGAUCCCUUAUUGAUUACUUCGCUAAACUUGGCAGAUCAAAAAAUCCUACGGAGAUGAUAGAUCUGGACUUCGUGGAAACAUUGCUGAAAAGUGGUGCCCAGAUAAAUUGUACAGACAAACAUGGCCAAUCACUCCUACACGAGGUAGCCCGAACUUGGCAUGUAGAUGUGGCCAAGUUUCUCAUACAGCAAAAAGCUGAUGUAAACUUGGCCGACAAGUAUGGCCGCACACCUCUUCAUGUGGCUGCAGCUGUCGACUACCCCGCAAUGGUGAACUUACUGAUAGAAAAUGAUGCUGAUAUUCAUGCCAAAACUAAGGUUGAGAAUCAAACCCCUGUCCAUUUCGCGGCUAAAAAUGAUGCAUGUGAAUCUCUGAAGGCCUUGAUCAACCAGAACGCCAAUUAUGAUACAGACUUGGACUACAAAGGGAGAACACCUCUCCACCUUGCAGCAGAGCUUGACCGGAGUGAGAGUGCCCGUCUGCUCCUCGACAAGAAAGCAAGGGUAGGCAACUCUGACCUGAAGGGAAACAAGAUCCUGUCCUGGAUGAUCAACAAGAUGCCUCCUGUGGCAUAUGAUGCUUUGUCCCAGUACCACUCUACAGACCGCCCCAACAGGACGCAGUACCUCUACCUCCACUUACUGGUACAGGACAGGGCUAUUGAUCCUAAUGGUGAUACGCAGAUUCCUCUACAAGUCGCUGUCAACUAUAAACAGUAUGAUUUGCUAAUGCAUCUUGUGUUCUCCAGACUCAUCAGCCUCAUGUGGUGUCGAUUCGCAAGAUGGCGUGCCUAUGUCCAGUUCUUCCUCAACUUAGUGUACAUCUUACUAUGGUCAGUGCUGGGUGUUAUGGUGGAGUACAACGAACGUCAUCACUACAUUCUGCCAGACCAUUGGUGGAGGAUAGUACUUCUGGUGGCAGCCGUUGCUUUCACCAUUUACCAGGUUGUAGAGGAAAUCAAUGAAUACAGACAUUCUGUUCGGCGACACAAGGCAUGGGAAAACAGAAGAAUGAAAGAUAUAGAGCAAGAUUUAGAGUUUUGUCACCCACGCUGGCCUGAGGAAGAACUCUUUCUGAAAUCUGAGCUCAGAGAUUUGGAUAAAAUGUCUCCAAAAUAUUUUAAAGAUUAUUGGAAUGUAUUUGACUGGGUCUGCUAUGGAUUCCUGUUCUUUGUGAUAAUUACACAUCUGGUCGAUAUCAUUCACCACUCGGAGAACCUGGCCCGUUUACACAUCAGUGUGAUGGCCAUAACCAUCAUUUUGUUGUGGGUUAGACUGGCCAAGUCUGCUCGUCCCUUCUCACUCAUAGGGCCUUUCAUUGUGAUCCUCAGCCACAUGCUCAAUGAUCUGUUGAGGUUUGCUUUCCUCUAUCUCGAGUUUUUCCUGCCAUAUGUGUGUGCCUUUUGGAUGAUAUUUGGAGGUACACGUGUAGCGUAUGCAGACCGACAUGAUCCUAAUGCCAACGCCACCAUUACUGUAGCUGGUUUCGAGGAUUUUAAUGCUGUCCUUUUUACGAUGUUCCGUCUAACACUGGUGGAUGAAUACCAAUACGAUGAUUUGAAAUUGAUUGACCCAGUCAUGACAGACAUUUUGGUUGGAACAUGGCUGGCCUUGUCGGCCAUUAUCUGUCUCAACCUGUUCAUCGCUCUCCUAUCUGAUACCUUCCAGAGAGUGUAUGACAAUGCUCAAGCUAAUGCUAUCAUGCAGAAGGCCAUAACAUGUCUAAACUUCUGGGAUGGAAUGUCAACGAAAUCACGAAAUCAAUUCUUAGACUAUAUUGGGAAGAAUUGUUCUCCUCUCCAGGAAUAUUAUGAUGAUGACAUGACAGAAGAGGGUGAGGAAGACAUGAAAAAAGUCACCAUACAGAUAAAGGAGGACUUAGAUGACUUUAGAGAAAUGUUUGCUCUGAAAUUCUUUUCCGGAAGUUCAGAUAAAAGCUUAGAGGGUAAAGAUGACAACUGAGGGUCUGGUGACCACUAAAAUUCUACAGAGUGAGGUUGAGAAUCUACAGAUUGGUCUGCAAGAACUGAAGGACUCCCAGAAGAAAAUGCAACAUAAGGUGACACAGGAUAUGAACACCAUCAAGACCUUACUCCUCCAGAUGGCUGGCGGAGGAGGCGGGAACUUCGUUGAGACAGAAGGACUGUUGGAGAUGGGAGAUGAAGACAUGGCCACUCCUUCUUCAACAUUAACAGACGGCAGGAGACAUAGAGAAAAGUCAGCAGACAAGAAGAA
Molecule: messenger RNA, 2825 nt
Organism: Pecten maximus
Lineage: Eukaryota; Metazoa; Mollusca; Bivalvia; Pectinida; Pectinidae
Product: transient receptor potential cation channel subfamily V member 6-like
Exons: 25
Coding region: 120-2552 (810 amino acids)
Biological process (GO): calcium ion import across plasma membrane
Cellular component (GO): membrane
Molecular function (GO): calcium channel activity; protein binding
Source: RefSeq, a predicted model, not a curated record